Dendronephthya gigantea is the source of this 738-nucleotide messenger RNA. RefSeq names its product transient receptor potential cation channel subfamily M member 6-like. The transcript has a single exon. Gene Ontology annotation, molecular function: ATP binding; protein serine/threonine kinase activity. The record is from RefSeq and is a predicted model, not a curated record. Gene Ontology annotation, biological process: protein phosphorylation. Lineage: Eukaryota; Metazoa; Cnidaria; Anthozoa; Malacalcyonacea; Nephtheidae. Bases 1 to 738 code for a protein of 245 amino acids.
AUGUUGAAACUCGGACGAGUAAUAAAACCUAAAAAGGAAGUUAUUACUCUUCAAAUAGAAGAGUUUUUGUUAAAGGAUAAAAUGUGGCAAGAUCCUGUGGAAGUUAAGCUCUCUGUAGAGACAGAGAAGUUUGCAUGUGGAGGAUUCAGGGAUGCAUUUAUUGCUGAAGCAAUUUCUGGAAUUUCCCCUCGAAAAUAUGUGUUGAAACGGUACAAAGGAGAAACAGUAAACUCCAUCAUAGAGUUAUUCGAAUCAACAGAAAUUCACACCCGUAAGUCAGUGCAGAUGAAUGCCCUUGCACAAAACUUUGCAAAGGCACUUGUGCAAGAAAAGCCAGAGGAUUUUGGUGAUAGUUUUAAUUACAUCAAAGUGUACUUUGCCAAACACAAUGAUGAUUGUGUCACAUUGGAACCAUAUCUUGAUGGUCCAUUCCGUAAGUUUGUAAACAAUAAUGGUGACAUAAUACCACUAGAUGAUGAAGAGGCAUCUUUGAAAGCACAAUGUUUCUGCCACUACACAUAUGUUAAGUCAGGAAAGCAAUUGAUGGUUCUAGACAUCCAGGGUGUUGGUUACAAUCUUUGUGACCCUGAAAUUGCAAGUACAAAUCUGAAGGAUGUUGAUAAUGAGCGUAUCCUGUUCUGUUCAGGAAACUUAUCUCUUCAAGCAAUAGAGACCUUCUUAAUAUUUCAUUCUUGUAACAAGUAUUGCAAAUUACUUGAUAUUGUUGAACAAGAAUAA